GCCGGCCGACGCGGCCGGCUCCGGAGCCCUUUGUGAGGGCGGUGGGCUGCGCGGGUCUGCGGCGCCAUGAGCGGCUCGGGCGGGGCGGCCUCGGCCUCCGUCGGCUCCGCGCCGCCCGCGGAGGAGGAGGGCAUGACGUGGUGGUACCGCUGGCUGUGUCGUCUGUCGGGGGUGCUGGGGGCCGUGUCCUGCGCCAUCUCCGGCCUCUUCAGCUGCGUCACCAUCCACCCUCUGAACAUCGCGGCCGGCGUGUGGAUGAUCACCAACGCCUUCGUCCUGCUGCUCUGCGAGGCGCCCUUCUGCUGCUCGUUCGUCGAGUUCGCCAACACGGUGGCCGCGAAGGUGGACCGGCUGCGCUCCUGGCAGAAGGCCGUCUUCUACUGCGGGAUGGCCAUCGUCCCCAUCAUCAUCAGCCUGACCCUGACCACGCUGCUGGGCAACGCCAUCGCCUUCGCCACCGGCGUGCUGUACGGGCUCUCCGCCCUGGGCAAAAAGGGCGACGCCAUCUCCUAUGCCCGGAUCCAGCAGCAGAAGCAGCAGGUGGACGAGGAGAAGCUGGCAGAGACCCUGGAGGGGGAGCUGUGACGCGUGAGGCGGCUCUGGGCCCGCCCCGGGGUUCUGUGUGAGCGCGCUUGGGGCUGGGCCUGCGGCAGGACCUGAGGGCGGCCUGGAAGAGGACCUUUUGCCUGGAGCCACCAGCUUCUCUGCCCGCCCCCAGCCUGGACCCCUCCCGCCGGCCUGUCUCUGUCUCGGCCCCGAGCUGGCCCCGAGGCGCCGGGGCGAGGGCACCGAGGGCCUUGGCCAGCAGUGAGGAGAUGGGCAGCGUGAGCCACAGGCGACCUGGGCCGCAGGACUCGAGGCAGAGCGCGGCGGGCAGCAGCUCUGCACCGGCAGCCUCCUGGACCCUGGCCGCCCGGCGUGGCUGGGGACAGACCUCCGGCGCGCCCCCAGACUUCCGCAGUGGGCGGGGUUCGGGGCCCUGCCGAAAGCCCGGGAGGGGCUUCCCCGGCGACUCGGGGCCUCAGCCAGAGCGCACCUCCUCCAGGCCAAGCCACCUCGGCCCUCCUCGGGCCCCUGCCGUCAGGGCAGCAGGGUCCUGAGGACUGUGUGCCGUGUGCUGUGCUCUGUGGGCGCCCCCGGCGCUCCCACGAGGCUCCUGCAGCCCCUGGACCAGCAUCCCUGGCAGCGGCCGGAGCACCGGGUGGGGGCGUCCUCUCCCGCUUUGGGACACUGGUGAGGGCCAGCCCCUGCACCCCACACCCCCGCCCCGGCGCUAAGGCAGCGCCCCAGCCCUGUUAGGAGCAGGGAGCUUGACCCACCGCGGGUGCUCCUGCUGGCUGCAGGCCCGCCCCAGCCUCCGGACAGCGGGGCAGACUGCUGUCCGCACCGCCCCAGGCGCCACGCUGGUGGUGGGGGG
Molecule: messenger RNA, 1417 nt
Organism: Phyllostomus hastatus (greater spear-nosed bat)
Lineage: Eukaryota; Metazoa; Chordata; Mammalia; Chiroptera; Phyllostomidae
Gene: CACFD1
Product: calcium channel flower domain containing 1
Exons: 5
Coding region: 67-585 (172 amino acids)
Biological process (GO): vesicle-mediated transport
Cellular component (GO): membrane
Source: RefSeq, a predicted model, not a curated record